Messenger RNA from Penicillium roqueforti, 2049 nucleotides. Its product is annotated as CeGAL family transcription factor. Bases 1 to 2049 code for a protein of 682 amino acids. The record is from RefSeq and is a predicted model, not a curated record. The transcript is spliced from 5 exons. Gene Ontology annotation, biological process: regulation of DNA-templated transcription; DNA-templated transcription. NCBI's taxonomy places the organism in Eukaryota, Fungi, Ascomycota, Eurotiomycetes, Eurotiales, Aspergillaceae. Gene Ontology annotation, molecular function: DNA-binding transcription factor activity, RNA polymerase II-specific; DNA binding; zinc ion binding.
AUGGAAAUUAGAUCGCCAGGCUCUGCCACUGGCCCCAUUCGAUCUCAUAAAUCGCCUAUUGCCAAGAGGGCAUGUGACCAAUGCAAAUUUCGCAAGAUCAAGUGUAGCUUGUCACAGCCCUGCAAGGCCUGUGAGUCUAUGGGCUUCGAUUGUACAUUCCUUCAACCACAGAAGAAGCGCGGACCAACCGGGCAUCGCGUGUCGCAAAUUCGACAGCAGCAAACUGUCAUUCCUACUCAAGAGUCUAAGAAUGGCUUCCAAUUUCAAGCUCCAUCCUCAUCGGUGGAGUCUGGUCAAGCUUUACCUAGAGCACCUUGGGGGGCCCCCACUCAUGGUCCAGCCACGAUGCCCUUAGAGGGCGCCGGAUUGGCACCUGCAGGUAUACCUCCUCCGAUGGCAGCCUGGGGUGAGGAAACCCCAUCUAUAGAUUCUCACAACAGCGGCCUGAGCUGGAACGAUCGAAAUGACGUCGAGUACUGGCUUCCGGAUAAUCUGGAUGCGCAAGUCCCUAUCUUCGAUUUACCAGGAAGUAAUGUAUAUCUCCGGCCAUCUCUCCCGUCUAUUAUUCAACCUGUCCCCGAUGCUGCGGCUGCGGCCAUAGGGAUACCCCAGGAAGGUCCAAAUAUGGCAUUCUCACCAACCGUGAGGUCUAUGCGCUCAGAUACCCAGGAGACCGACGCAAUCUGGCCAUCCACAAUCAAUGAAGCAAAUAUAAUCCCUUGGAUCGAUGUCUACUUUGAUCGGCUACAUCCGACCAUACCCGUGCUCAACCGGUCAUCCCUGUACACCUCAAUGAUCACACAAGAGCAUCGCAAGAACUCUCAGUUCGGGGCCAUGCUCUUGUCGUUAUGUGCAUUCUCGCUCACACAGCCAAUUGAGAUCAACGAGCGGCCGACGUCCUCAUCUCGAGCUCUGCAAGCACGAGCCAUGAUGAACGCAGCGACCAAAAUGCGAAGCUGUUCAGAUUUUGGCGAGAAUCCAACUAUUGAAGCUGUUCUAACGAGUUUCUUCCUCUUUGGCUGUUUGUUUGGAAGUAACCAGCACAACGCAGCAUGGCUCCGGAUACGGGAGGCACUAGAUCUUGCGGCCACGCUGGGAUUGAAUGAUCCCGAGUCAUAUCAGGAUUUGUCUGGGGAAGAGAAAGGCCAGCGGCUGCGAACGUACCUCGUCCUCUCUAUUACAGAAAGAGCCUAUGCUUUGCAACGGCGACAUCCAAUAACCUUCUGGGGGAAGCCCGGAUUCACUAUGCGGUCAGUGCAUGACUUCAUCCACAGCGCCACGCAUAGCGUCGUCUCUGGAAUUGUGGUCCACAACGAGAAGGAUGCCGAGGGAAUGAUGGGUCUCGCACGAAUGAUGGAACUAUUCGAUGCCAUCGACGAAGAUGUCAUCGACUGCUGGAACCGCCGAUGUGAUGGUAGCAACGGGUACUGCCAGAGACUGACCGCAGUCAAGGCACUCUCCAUCCACCAAAAUCUCAAUCGAGUCAACCAAGCCGAACGAUAUCGCGGCUAUGACUGGUUCGAGCGAGCCAAGGAAGGCCGCGAAAGCAGAAAUGUCACAUUUGCCAUGGGCCUACGAGAGACCCAAGCAGCGGACGUUUUUAUCACCCAGAAAUGGCUCCAGAACCGUGUCUGGCUCCUCUCCUCAACCCACGGCCUUCUGAGUGCCCAUUCGGAACAACCCGAGCUAAGCUUCGGAUAUGCCGUCUCCGUUGCUGAAUCCACUCUCCGGCUGUGCCAGUCAUUACGGCUGAGCUCCAUGGAAGCCCAUGGUAUCGGUUUGACCGAAAAGCUGUACGAUAUCGCAAUCUGCGCCACAAACAUCCUAUGCAACACAAAUCCCUCUUACGGGAUUGGCCUAAACAUGCCCGUCAAUUUCCCCGAAAUAAUACCGACAACUACAACUUCCACAGCCCAGAGUCUCGCAGAAGACUUUUUGUUACUUAUGACCAGCUUCCGCGGUGGAAACCAUCCUUACCUGGAGAAGUAUAGAGCUCACCUACGCUCGCUACAGAUCAUGGAACCCAAAGCUCCAGAGUGGGCGCAAUGA